Fundulus heteroclitus (mummichog) is the source of this 1733-nucleotide messenger RNA. RefSeq names its product ecto-ADP-ribosyltransferase 4. NCBI's taxonomy places the organism in Eukaryota, Metazoa, Chordata, Actinopteri, Cyprinodontiformes, Fundulidae. The record is from RefSeq and is a predicted model, not a curated record. The transcript has 3 exons. The coding region runs from base 147 to 1163 and encodes 338 amino acids. Gene Ontology annotation, molecular function: NAD+ poly-ADP-ribosyltransferase activity; NAD+-protein-arginine ADP-ribosyltransferase activity.
UGUUCAUGAAGGUGUGGGCUGGGCAGUCGCACCUGUAUAUCCUGCUCCGCUGUUUGUUUAAGCAGAAAAAAAACCUUCAUUUCCUCUCCUAGCUUCUCCACUUUUUUGUGCUCCAUGGAUUAUCAUGCCUCUUGCAGUAAGAAGAUAUGACGUUUGGGAGGGAAACAGUGCGUUGGAUCAAAUUCCUGAGAAACCUGGUACCUGUUUGUGGGCUGUUGCUGGUCGUGGUCGUUUUGUAUAAUGACCCAUUUCUGAUCCUGUGGUGGCCCCAGAGACCUGCAGAGAAUGCGGUUUUACCCCUGGACAUGGCCCCGGAUUCCAUUGACGACAUGUAUGACGGUUGUCACUCCAAAUCCAUGUCUCUCAUACACCUGUACGGUGUGUUUGAGUGGCAAGUCAACAAAAACUUUAGUUAUGCUUGGGCUUUAGUUGAAAGAAAUGCAAAGGAACCUAUCCACAAGCACCUGCGAGAUGACCAUUCAACUUCUUUGUACAUAUUCACGAAACUGGCCAACAUCCGGCAGGAUUUCGACACAGCAGUGAAAACGGGAAAACACAAGUACAGCACCAUCGGCUUUAGGUUUCAUUUUUUGUACUUCCACCUGACGGAUGCCAUUCAAGCUCUGAAUCAGAACCACUCGGCGUGCAGAUCUGUUUAUCUUAGGACUUGGAAACGGUUUGACCGGAACGUCGUCAACACAAACAUCCGCUUUGGGGCUUUUACUUGGGCGGUUUCAAGCAAGCAGUCGCUUGAGAAUAAUGGCAAUGUUUCCUGUUUUGAGAUCCAGACGUGUUUUGGCGCUGACAUCACACAUUACUCCAGCACAGACCAGAGGGGACAGGUGCUCAUUCCGACCUAUGAGGUUUUUAAGGUCACAGACGUUUUGACAAACGAUCCAUGGUGCAGCGUGGUCUACAAGCUUCAGAGCACCAAAAAACCAAAGACCGACCAAAACUGCAAACUGAGUCAAAGACUAACAAAAUCCCUUUUGGUUGAGGGAAUAAGAAACUGGCAGGGAGGUAAUACCUUGACCAUGUCAGCAUGUGCAGUUCUGCUAAUGAUGGCUUCCUUCAUUCUGGUAAAACGGCAACAGAAAAUGUAUGUGGCUAUAGUGCUGGGUGCUAUGGUUGUGCUGAUAAUUAUCAUUUUACUGUUGAUUUAGACACCAUCUUUAUCCAAAUAACAAACACUUGCAGGUUAUUAAAAUAUUCCAAGAAACUGUGAAACAUCUUGUUUAUAUAUUUAAUUGCAAACAAUGGUUUGCUGUUUAUUUGACCAACAUUAAUGUCUUUGUGUUUCUGUUCUGUAUUGCAUAUGUAUCCUGGAAAUGUUGUACAUUCUCCUGCAAAAUCAAAUAAACCAGUAUCCCAGUUGCAUUAACUUUGCAGGCCAAAUUAUAAGGGCCAAAGCAUACAGUGAGAUAAAACUGACUAUAAAGGCCAAAUACGUCUUUAAAUUCAGUUUCUGUUUAUUUCUGGGGUUGCUUUUAGCUGGUCCUUUAAGUGUCUCUUUGCAGACAGUGCACACUCAGUUUUCCUUUAUGCAUUUGUGGUUUAGUAUGUCUAACCUCCUUAGGAAGUGGUCUGCAGGGGUCUUUUGUGAAGUAGGUUGACUAAAAGCAGGAUGACGUUUGUGCUGUUUUGCAGAUCUACGGUUAACACAUAUAAAAAGCAUUGAUUUAUGGUGGAAGCCAUUCAUGAUACUGGAAUGUAAAUAAAAGUAUAAUCUCCAA